UUGAACGCGCCCAUUUUCACCCCAUUUCCUGUCGGACGGAAUCAAGUAUUUCGGCCGUAUACGAUUGACAGUUGAAGUCUUCCGCAUAAUAUGCUAAAGACAGCGGGGUGUAAGAAGAAAACAACAGGUAGCUAGCUAUACAAUUUAGCAAUCAAAAAAAAAAGGUAAGAUAACAAUUUCACUGCAACACAGCCUAGCUCAUUUGCAUAUUUUCAUUAAUAAUUAUUUCUUCAGAUAGCUACAUUAUUACAAUAGUUUCAGUGUCGAAAUCAUUUGCUCGUAUGAAGAAUAAUUUUGUUGGGCGCAAUACUGCCUGCUCACGAGCUGCCAAAAAAGCUCUCGGUGCACGGAGUCAGUGUCUUGUUUUUUCCUCGAGCGUCUGUCGUGUCUGCAUUUGUUGUUGUGCUGAAUUCGCUGCCAUAUAUGGACAUCUAUUAAACCAGUUUAACGGAUCAUAAUGAUUUAAUAUCACUAACCCCAAUUUGCAUUAGGUAAAGUAACUGCAUAUUUGUGAUUAGUUGAUAUAUUUGGAACAGAACUUGCAACAAUGUAGCCGAAUGCCCCAUUACAAGAAACUCACAUAGCCACAUUAACCGCAGCAGUGAGGGGGUAGUUGCAGUAGUCUCGCGUUGCGAUAACUCCAAAGUCACGUCGUUGACUGUUUUAAGGAAGACUGGGGCCUUAUUUAUAAAGGUUUUGUAUGCUCAAAAUAUGCCCCAAAACAUGCGAUGCGAGCGUUAGUUUUCACGCCAAAUUUGGCAUUUAUAAAAACAGAACUUGUCUUGAAUGUGCUUUUCCUCCCGCAAGCUUUAGACCAUGCGUAAGCACAGUUUCUAUUGCAUUGCAAGAAGGCUAAAGUAGCCUAGUAGCCUUGUGCAGGAAUAUGACACUUAUUCAUAACAAAAACAGGUAAAUAAAUAACAAGAUGCAAACAUUAGUGAGAAGAGCUAAAAUCGAUGUAUUUUAUCUUUGCAUUCUAAAAUAAUUAGAAAUAGGCAUUACAUUUAUAUUUAAGGCCUUAUCCAGAGCGACUUAGUACAUUAGUCUUAAAAUGGCUAGGUGGGACAACUGCAAUCAGUCAUAGUAAGUACAUUUUUCUUCAAUCAAGUAGCAAGUAGGCAUCUAUUUCCAAUUAUUUAUUUCAUUUCCAUGAUCAUUGCAGAAUAAAUUAAUCACCUUUUCUGACUGAUGGUUUCAUAGUCGCAAAUAGCCUAUAAACCUACAACAAGUUAGGAUAGGCUACCAUUAAUCCCAUAUAAUUGGUCCCACUUCAGUAGUAAAUAGAUAAGCUAUUUCAAGUAUUUUGCUUUGUGAUCCGAUGCGCAGUUUAAUGGUAGAACAGAUGGCUCACUUUUUCCACUGAUGUUUGUAGGCUACGUCUGAAUACCAUGAUGUCAAAUUUCUCGAGUAGACAAUAUCAUUUAUAAACAUAAUUCAUACACUGAGUGUACAAAACAUUAGGAACACCUUCCAAAUAUUGAGUUGCACCCCCUUUUGUCCUCAGAACAGUCUCAAUUCGUCAGGGCAUGGUCUACAAGGUGUCGAAAGCGUUCCACAGGGAUGCUGGCCCAUGUUGACUCCAAUGCUUCCCACAGUCGUCAAGUUGGCUGGAUGUCCUUUGGGUGGUGGACCAUUCUUGAUACACACAGGAAACUGUUGAGUGUGACGAAACCAGCAGCGUUGGUGGUUCUUGACACACUAAAACCGGUGCACCUGGCAUCUACUACCAUACCCCUUUCAAAGGCACUUAAAUGUUUUGUCUUGCCCAUUCACUCUCUGAAUGGCACACAUACACAAUCCAUGUCUCAAUUUUCUCAAGGCUUAAAAAUCAUUCUUUAAUCUGUCUCCUCCCCUUCAUCUACACUGAUUGAAGUGGAUUUAACAGGUGGCAUCAAUAAGGGAUCAUAGCUUUCACUUGGAUUCACCUGGUCAGUCUGUAUUUAUUAUGAAUCCCAAUUAGCUGCUGCCAAGGCAGCACCUACUCUUCCUGGGGUCCAGCAAAAUUAAGUCAGUUAUACAAUUGUAAAAACAUUACAAUACAUUCACAACAGAUUUCACAACACAUUAAGUGUUUGCCCUCAGGCCCCUACUCUACUACCACAUAUCUACGACACAAAAUCCAUGUGUACGUGUGUGUAUGCAUGUGCCUGUGCCUAUGUUUGUGUUGCUUCACAGUCCCCGCUGUUCAAUAAGGUGUAUUUGUAUCUGUUUUCUAAAUGGAAUUGUACUGCUUGCAUGAGGAAUACUACUUGAUGUGGAAUAGAGUUCCAUGCUGUCAUGGCUCUACGUAGUACUGUGCGCCUCCCAUAGUCAGUUCUGGACUUGGGGACUGUGAAGAGACCUCUGGUGGCAUGUCUUGUGGGGUAUGCAUGGGUGUCUGAGCUGUGUGUCAGUAGUUCAAACAGACAGCUCGGUGCAUUCAACAUGUCAAUACCUCUCACAAAUACAAGUAGUGAUGAAGUCAAUCUCUCCUCCCCUUUGAGCCAGGAGAGAUUUAAAUGCAUAUUAUUAAUGUUGGCUCUCUGUGUACAUCCAAGGGCCAGCCAUGCUGCCCUGUUCUGAGCCAAUUGCAAUUUUCCAAUUUGUGGCACCUGACCACACGACUGAACAGUAGUCCAGGUGUGACAAAACUAGGGCCUGUAGGACCUGCCUUGUUGAUAGUGCUGUUAAGAAUGCAGAGCAGCGCUUUAUUAUAGACAGACUUCUCCCCAUCCUAGCUACUGUUGUAUCAAUAUGUUUUGACCACGACAGUUUACAAUCCAGGGUUACUCCAAGCAAUUUUUGUCUUUUCGAAACAUUCAGAUAGGCUACAGCAAAUGUCACUGCAAAAGAAAACAUUUUGCCAACAUCUCCAAAGACAUUUGAUCUAGUUCGCCAUUGAUAUUUUUCCUUUAGAUAAAGUCUUGGUCUAAUUCCAUUACUUCCAAGUUAUAGAGCAAAUAAGUGUAUAAUUGUCACAAUAAAAGAUUAAUGAUGGGCGUUUUUCAGGUGGAGUUAAAAUGCUUGUUCAUGCGCGCACAGAUUCACGACAGGUCUGAUUUUAUAACGGGAAACAUGCAUAUGCAUGGCGUGUGCUAAGUUGAUAAAUCUCAAUAUUUUUGUGUGUGUGCAGUCUUUUCAGAAAUGGCGCAUGCAGAUAUUUAGUGUAAAAUGUAUGCAACGGUAAUAAAUGAGGCCCCUGGUUCUCGAUGAGGGUACAGUGGUAGCAAUGCAUUAGUAAACAAUCAUCAGUAUUGGCCAGAGGUCUCAUUUAUAACCGUUGCGUAAAUUUGAUACAAUCUGCGUGCGCCAUUUCUCAAAAGCCUACGCACUCACAAAAAUAUUGUGAUUUCUAAACUUGGCGCACACCAUGCACACGCAUGUUUCCCGUUAUAAAUCAGACCUGUCGUAAAACGGUGCGCGCGCCUGAAAAACGCAGCAUCUAAAGGAAAUAGCAAUGGCCAACUUGAUCAAAUGUCUUUUGGAGGUGUUGGCAAAAUGUUUUCUUUUCCAGUGACAUUUGCUGUAGCUGACUGUAUCUGAAAGUCAAAAACAAUUGCAAAUGGUUGUGGACCUGUAAACAGAUAUUUUGAAUUUAAUGUUUUGCAUUUACUUUUUCCCAAACUUAAAUAUGCUGCACUGCCCGCAAAUUCUGAAACAUUGUCUACUCUGAAAUGUUAUAACUACAGUAGGCCUACUUACAGUGGUAGCCUACACACUUCAAUGCAAAAUAUCAACUGUCUGUUCACCUGUUAAAUUCUACUGUAUGUUAUAAACUGUGCUCCCUUUUGGAUGCAUAGAUAAAAAACUUGAAAUUAUACAACAUUUUACUUUUUUUUUUUUUUACUAGUCUAUCUAAUAGGCCCAAGUAAAUGAGAGAUGGUUUUGCUGGUUUUGUCACACUCAACAUGUAAUUUGUUGUAUGGCUACUUCAGGAAUAUUAACUCAUCAUGGCCAGAAAAGGUGAGGAAUUUAUUCUGCAAAGGAUAUGAUGGGUAUAUGCAUUAUGUUUAUGAUUGAAAUAUUGUCUACUCGAGAAAUGUUACAUUACAGUAUUCAGAUGUAGGCUAGCCUACAAACGUCAAUGGAAAAGGUGUACAGUCUGUUCAAUCGUUAAAUGGAUCGGAUAGAGCAAAAUACUGUAUUUACUACUCUGAAGUGGGCCCAAUUAAAUGAGCGAUGGGACGAUGGUAGCCUAUCCUAACUUGUUGUAGGCCUAUAGGCUAUUUCCCGAGGAUGAAACUAUCACAGUAAGAAAAGGUGAAUAAUUUAUUCUGCAAUGAUCACGGAAAUGAAAUAAAUAAUAGGAAAUAGAUGCCUAUUUCUAAUUAUUUUAGAAUGCAAAGAUAAAACCAGUUUUUUUUUUUGUAUGAAUAAGAGUUUCAUCAUAUAUUCCCCAUUUGCACAAGGCUACGACUAGUCUACUUUUGCCUCCUUGCGAUGCAAUAUUUCAACCACUAGAAACUAAAGCCCUCAAACUCAAUUCUGGACCUCGAAGCCAGUUCCUCUGCCUUUUUUCAUUGUUCCCCUCUAAUCAGGGACUAAUUUAGACCUGGGACACCAGGAGGGUGCAAUUAAUUAUCAGAACAGAAAAAGCUCCUGACCUCGUAGGGUAAGAGUUGAAUACCCCUGCUCUAAAGUUAGCGGGAGGAUAAGCACGGUCUCACGUCAAGUUCAGGUUUUAUGCCAACUUUUGCGUGAACUGGUGCACGCAAGUUUUGGGGCAUAUUUUGUUUGUACACAACAUUUAUAAAUGUGGCCCCGGGGAUGGGCAACUCCAGACCUCUGGGGCCGAAGUGGUUUCACACUUUUUUCCCCAUCCCUAGCAAACACAGCUGAUUUAAACUAAUUGCAUUCUAAACUGAAGAUCAUGAUUAGUUGAUUAUUGGAGUCAGGUUUGUUAGCUGGGGCAAAAGUGUAACACCAAUCAGGCCCCCGAGGACUGGCGUUGCCCAGCCUAUCAAUGUAGAAAGUUGCCAUUGCUACAAUUGAUUAGACUAAUGUAGCUUCUGUACCUACUGUGCUAUUGUACUGUAGGCCAAUAUAACCCUGAUCAGAAUUUUGUAUAACCCUGAACUACCUCACCUAGUUAAGGGCUUGAUGAUUAGUUUACAAGUAACCUAACGUAGCAGGCGUAAAAGAAACGCCUGAGCUGCGUUUCUUUCUUUCUGGUCCUGAUGAGGGGAAAAAAACUGCAUUGGCGGUUAUCUUCUGCAUUGUUCAACCAAUCCAGUAAAUGUGGAGGAGGAGUUAAGAUGGAGUGUCGCCUUGUUAACCGAGUUUAUAAACCCAGAGGCGCAACAUCGCGAGACUUCCGGGAACGCAUGUGAAGCACACCUGUGCCCGGUUUCCCAAAAGCAUCUUAAGGCUAAAUUCAUUGUUAGAACCGUCGUAGGAGCAUUGUUAGAUCUCCGAGAUGUUUCCCAAAACCAUUGUUAUUAACGUUGUCCUUGAAAAUGCUCAUAAUCUAACGCCUGCCUCAGACCACUCGUAGAACAGCUAAGUAGAUCCUUUUUAGCCCUAACGCGUCACUUUAUCCACAAAGAUCUCCACUAAACAACUUCAGGACAAAGUUGACUACCAAUACAAAGUUGCCAAUGUCUUUGCAUUUGAUACAAACAAGCAACGUAUAAAAAGAUGCUUCAAAUCAUGACCGAGAUGACUGCAUAAAAAUAUAAACAGUAGGCUAUAUGCCUAUUUAAAUCAUAUUGAAAUACAUUUAAUGUUCAAUCAAUUGAGUUCUGUUUUUGCUACUUGUAGGCCACUGUCUGUAAUUUCUCUCAAUAUAUUUGAUGAUGUGUAGCCUAACGUGCGCAAUGAUGUGCCAAAUCGAUGAUUUUAGUGCAUUUUUAUUGGGUAAGCAUUAGAAUAAGCCGCCUCAACAUUUUCAGCCGUAGGUGGUAAUAUCUCUCUAGGAGCUGAUCCGUUGUCAGUUUUGUGAAAUAAUUAUAAUGUUAAGGUAAGAUUUGAAUGGAGAAAGCUGAUCCGAGAGCAGCGCUCUCUUUAUUUCGAUCCUAUCAGUAUCGACGCAUGCUCCAACGACGAUACUUAGCGACUGUUCUCUCUGCGUGGUGUUUUGGGAAACCCAUGCUACAUCUUCGGCCUUUGUAGGAAAGAUGCAUUGUUAAAACACUUUUAAGUUCCAUCGCUAUCGGGAAACCAGGCCCAGGCUUGGGUUUGAGAAGCCAUUGAGAGAAUUAAAAAAUCCUUCCUUAGUUAAUUUUCUUGGAAUCUAAACGCACAGAUUCGAGCUAAUGUCUUAAGUAGUUGAACAUGUUAUUACUCCAACCUCUUGAAAGUGACAAACUGACACGUUUUCAUUUUCGUCCAAAACAACUUUGUAUCGAAGGAGUGCCUUUUGAUUUGAUGACAGUUAGACCCAGUGACGUAUUUCUGCGCAUGAGCUUAGCUAGCUAACGUCGCAAAGACAUUGCCAAACAGGCGUCAUCUGCGAUUUCGAUUGGGGAAGCAGUUUCUGCCUGUCUUUUAUUUGAAAACAUUUUUGGGGGUGUAUAUCAGAUUUAAUAUUGCAUAUAGAUUGUAGCUUCCAUCAAUGUAAUUGUCGGCAUCAUGGUGGGGUUAGGGGAACAUAAUGGAAAAUAUAUAUUAAAAAAAGAGAGCGAUAGAUAGAUAUCUCUCUCUUAAAAAAAUUAAAAUAAAUCCAUUUUAUGUUCCCCUAACCCCACCACCCCUCCCCUAAUUUGAGUAAACUAAUGGAAAACAACACUUAGGCUUCUACUUCCAGCUUAUACAUACUAUAUACAUUUUACAGACACAACAUAUUUUACAAUAGUUCUCUUUUUUAUUUGUUAUCCUUCAGCCACCCUCAACCCCUCCCAUCUACAGUGCAUUCGGAAAGUAUUCAGACCUCUUGACUUUUUCCACAUUUUGUUAAAAUUGAUUAAAUUGUUUUUUUCCCUCAUCAAUCUACACACAUACCCCAUAAUAUCACAUUUACAUAAGUAUUCAGACCCUUUACUCAGUACUUUGUUGAAGCACCUUUGGCAGCGAUUACAGGCUCGAGUCUUCUUGGGUAUGAUGCUACAAGCUUGGCACACCUUUAUUUGGGGAGUUUCUCCCAUUCUUCUCUGCAGAUCCUCUCAAGCGCUGUCAGGUUGGAUGGGGAGUGUCGCUGCACAGCUAUUUUCAGGUCUUUUCAGAAAUGAUAGAUCGGGUUCAAGUCCGGGCUCUGGCUGGGCAACUCAAGGACAUUCAGAGACGUCCCGAAGCCACUCCUGCGUUGUCUUGGCUGAUUGCUUAGGGUCAUUGUCCUGUUGGAAGGUGAACCUUCACCCCAGUCUGAGGUCAUGAGCGCUCUGGAGCAAGUUUUCAUGAAGGAUCUCUCUGUACUUUGCUCCGUUCAUCUUUCCCUCGAUCCUGACUAGUCUCCCAGUCCCUGCCGCUGAAAGAUCCCCAAAGCAUGAUGCUGCCACCACCAUGCUUCAUGCGUAGAGAUGGUGCCAGGUUUCCUCCAGACGUGAUGCUUGGCAUUCAGGCCAAAGAAUUCAAUGUUGGUUUCAUCAGACCAGAGAGUCUUGUUUCUCAUGGUCUGACAGUCCUUUUAGGCGACUUUUGGAAAACUCCAAGUGGCCUGAUUGGUGGAGUGCUGCAGAGAUGGUUGCCCUUCUGGAAGGUUCUCCCAUCCCCAGUCCCCAGCUCUGUCAGAGUGACCAUCGUGUUCUUGGUCACCUCCUUGACCAAGGCCCUUCUCCGAUUGCUCAUUUUGGCCAGGCGGACAGCUCUAGGAAGAGUCUUGGUGGUUCCAAACUUCUUCCAUUUAAGAAUGAUUGAGGCCACUGUGUUCUUGGGGACCUUCAAUGCUGCAGACAUUUUCUGGUACCCUUCCCCAGAUCUGUGCCUCGACACAAUCCUGUCUCCGAGCUCUACGGACAAUUCCUUAAUAAUAAUAAUAAUAAUAAUAAUAUGCCAUUUAGCAGACGCUUUUAUCCAAAGCGACUUACAGUCAUGCGUGCAUACAUGUUAUUUUUUUUUGUGUAUGGGUGGUCCCGGGGAUCGAACCCACUACCUUGGCGUUACAAGCGCCGUGCUCUACCAGCUGAGCUACAGAGGACCACGUCCUUCAACCUCAUGGCUUGGUUUUUGCUCUGACAUGCACUGUCAACUGUUGGGCCUUAUAUAGACAGGUGUGUGCCUUUCCAAAUAAUGUCCAAUCAAUUGAAUUUACCACAGGUGGACUCCAAUCAAGUUGUAGAAACAUCUCAAGGUUGAUCAAUAGAAACAGGAUGCACCUGAGCUCAAUUGAGUCUCAUAGCAAAGGGUCUGAAUACUUAUGUAAAUAAGGUAUUUAAUGUUUUUUAUUUGUAAUACAUUUGCAAACAUUUCUAAAAACCUGUUUUUGCUUUGUCAUUAUGUGGUAUUGUGUGUAGAUUGCUGAGGAAAACAUUUCAUUUAAUCAAUUUUAGAGUAAGGCUGUAACGUAACAAAAUGUGGAAAAAGUCAAGGGGUCUGAAUACUUUCUGAAUGCACUGUAUGUACAGUAUGUGUGGAUAUAAUAUGUAGAAAUCUGAAGAAUAGUAUAUGUACAGCAAUAGUUAAAUAUGUGAUGUACAAUAUACAUUUAGUCACGCUUGAGGGAGGCUUUUAAUGGAAGUAAUGAGAAUGAUGAAAGGUUUCAAGCAGAGCCAUAGAUAGAUAGAUGGAUAGAUGGCUCUGGUUUCAAGUAUUAUUUUACAUGGGGUAAUAUACUAAAGUAAAUGGUAGUAAUGCAAAUAGGUCUACUGCCUGCAUUUGAAAUAAAAGCAGGCAAGCAAAUUGAUUGAAUUGACCCUAACCUUGUUGUGAAAUGUAAACCGCAUGUACUGAAGGGCUCGCUUUUCUCUUUUUCAGCUGAGGCAGGGAUGCAUCCGGCAUCCAUCUGCAGUGAGCCACACUGGAUGUGAUAAGUUGGCGGGCCUUCUUCUGACCAGUGGGCGUGGCCAAUACCUGCAAGCAGCAGGUGUGGGCGCACCCCUUGAGUGGUGGGCGUUGCCAAAGCCCCUCUGCCUUUACUGUCAUUUGCUGUGACUGGAGAAGCAACCAGCUAGCUGACUGACCUUUCAUUAGUGGGGGGUGCCAGCCCAGCGUGAAGGGCGUGGCCUGUUAUGGAGAGCAUAAGUGGUAGCAGCGUGGACUCGAGAGCCACCCUUCGGGGCAUAAACACCACACCUCUCUCGGCCCGCAUAGAGUCUUACGAGGCGAGCGAGAAGAAGUGUAUCUCCGAUGUCAGGAGGACAUUCUGCCUCUUUGUCACCUUUGACCUCCUCUUCAUCACCUUGCUCUGGAUCAUUGAGCUCAAUGUAAGUAGUUUUUUUCAAUGCGCCAUGAAAGUGAAUACAGAUAAGUGCACUCUGGAUAUGUGCAAACUCCUGCAAUGAGUGUUUUCAGUCCCAAUUCAAUGACAUUAUAAUGAAUCGCUCCUGUUAACUUCUUGCUCCGGUUUAGGGCACACUGUCACUACAUGACAGUUGUACCAAGCUGUUGCAUUUAUCAGGCCCUUUCAUAGCUUAUUAACGUAUUGAUAGAGCUCAAUAUUAACUACUGUAGUUUAAGAUUAAUGUAUCGAUGUGUGAAUACUUUUUUAACACUACCUUUUGUUACUGGUGACGUGUAUCCAAAGGACACUUCAUUUACAGUGGGGAAUAAAAGUAUUUAGUCAGCCACCAAUUGUGCAAGUUCUCCCACUUAAAAAGAUGAGAGAUGCCUGUAAUUUUCAUCAUAGGUACACGACAACUAUGACAGACAAAUUGAGGGAAAAAAAAUCCAGAAAAUCACAUCGUAGGAUUUUUAAUGAAUUUAUUUGCAAAUUAUGGUGGAAAAUAAGUAUUUGGUCACCUACAAACAAGCAAGAUUUCUGGCUCUCACAGACCUGUAACUUCUUCUUUAAGAGGCUCCUCUGUCCUCCACUCGUUACCUGUAUUAAUGGCACCUGUUUGAACUUGUUAUCAGUAUAAAAGACACCUGUCCACAACCUCAAACAGUCACACUCCAAACUCCACUAUGGCCAAGACCAAAGAGCUGUCAAAGGACACCAGAAACAAAAUUGUAGACCUGCACCAGGCUGGGAAGACUGAAUCUGCAAUAGGUAAGCAGCUUGGUUUGAAGAAAUCAACUGUGGGAGCAAUUAUUAGGAAAUGGAAGACAUACAAGACCACUGAUAAUCUCCCUCGAUCUGGGGCUCCACGCAAGAUCUCACCCCUUGGGGUCAAAAUGAUCACAAGAACGGUGAGCAAAAAUCCCAGAACCACACGGGGGGACCUAGUGAAUGACCUGCAGAGAGCUGGGACCAAAGUAACAAAGCCUACCAUCAGUAACACACUACGCCGCCAGGGACUCAAAUCCUGCAGUGCAAGACGUGUCCCCCUGCUUAAGCCAGUACAUGUCCAGGCCCGUCUGAAGUGCAUUUGGAUGAUCCAGAAGAGGAUUGGGAGACUGUCAUAUGGUCAGAUGAAACCAAAAUAUAACUUUUUGGUAAAAACUCAACUCGUCAUGUUUGGAGGACAAAGAAUGCUGAGUUGCAUCCAAAGAACACCAUACCUACUGUGAAGCAUGGGGGUGGAAACAUCAUGCUUUGGGGCUGUUUUUCUGCAAAGGGACCAGGACGACUGAUCCGUGUAAAGGAAAGAAUGAAUGGGGCCAUGUAUCGUGAGAUUUUGAGUGAAAACCUCCUUCCAUCAGCAAGGGCAUUGAAGAUGAAAUGUGGCUGAGUCUUUCAGCAUGACAAUGAUCCCAAACACACCGCCCGGGCAACGAAGGAGUGGCUUCGUAAGAAGCAUUUCAAGGUCCUGGAGUGGCCUAGCCAGUCUCCAGAUCUCAACCCCAUAGAAAAUCUUUGGAGGGAGUUGAAAGUCUGUGUUGCCCAGCAACAGCCUCAAAACAUCACUGCUCUAGAGGAGAUCUGCAUGGAGGAAUGGGCCAAAAUACCAGAAACAGUGUGUGAAAACCUUGUGAAGACUUACAGAAAACGUUUGACCUGUGUCAUUGCCAACAAAGGGUAUAUAACAAAGUAUUGAGAAACUUUGGUUAUUGACCAAAUACUUAUUUUCCACCAUCAUUUGCAAAUAAAUUCAUUAAAAAUCCUACAAUGUGAUUUUCUGGAUUAUUUUUUCCUCAUUUUGCCUGUCAUAGUUGACGUGUACCUAUGAUGAAAAUUACAGGCCUCUCUCAUCUUUUUAAGUGGGAGAACUUGCACAAUUGGUGGCUGACUAAAUACUUUUUUUCCCCACUGUAAUAUAACAGACUUUUAAAAGCUAUAUUGGUGCACAAUUUCUACUUAAAAUAUCAAAGGCACGCUUUUUGUGGAACGACCCACAUAUUUUAUUGUAGUCCUGCAUACAGAGUUUACAUAACACUGCCUUUUACUUCUUGAAACGGGUGUAUUCAUUAUGCCGAUUUACUCCAAACGGAAACCAUUUUGCAACAAAAUCGAGAGUUUCUAUUGAAAAAUUCAGUAAGGUCCCUUCCCUUUUUGUUCCGUUUGGUUCUUAAAUGGUUUCCAUUGCAAGACGUAAUGAAUACACUCCUGGUUUCAGUGUCUUUUCACUGUGGGAAAAUAACACUUCUCAUUGUUAAAAAUAGUGGGCCAAUUUUAACCAACAUUGGCCACUAGAUUAUUGCCAGCUGAUCUCUCCUUAAACCAUUAAUACAUGCUAAAAUCACCCGCACAGCUGAUCUCAAUUGCAACCAUCAUCCGCCACCGAUUUUCCGCUCCAUAACACGGAUGGCAAAUGUACCAUUGCAAAUCUAUUAUGACAAUUUCUUAUCAAAUUUUGUCAUGUGCCGAAUACUACAGGUAUAGACUUUACUGUGAAAUGCUUACUUAUGAACCCUUUCCCAACAAUGCAGAGUUAAAGUUUAAAAAAAUUGCAAAAGAUUUAAGAAAAUGGUAACCCAAUAAAAUGGUGGUCCUCUGUAGCUCAGCUGGUAGAGCACGGCGCUUGUAACGCCAAGGUAGUGGGUUCGAUCCCCGGGACCACCCAUACACAAAAAAAAAAAAUGUAUGCACGCAUGACUGUAAGUCGCUUUGGAUAAAAGCGUCUGCUAAAUGGCAUAUUAUUAUUAUUAUUAUUAUUAUUAAAAUAACGAGACCAUAUACAAGGAUUACCGGUACCGAGUUAAUGUGCAGGGGUAUGAGGUAGUUGAAGUAAGUGAGGUAAUAUGUACAUGUAGGUAGGGGUAAAACGGACUAGGCAAUCAGGAUAGAUAAUAAACAGAGUAGCAGCAGCGUGUGUGUGUGUGUGAGAGAGCGUAUCUAGUGUAUGUGUGCAGAGUCUUUCCCUCGAUCACACCACAGAAAGCAGUGAGCUAGGCUGAAACACCUGCAUUUUGGAGCUGCCUUAUUCAAGAGACCAUGUUUGUAUGCGGCUUUAUUAACUUAAGGAUGAUUUUUUUUUUAAACUUUGUAUGCAAACUAAUAUAUAACAUCAAUUAAUGCCAAAAUAUACAAUUAUUUUGGGGGGGCUAAACAGGUAGGGCUCUUGAGGGUUCUGCCCCACCUGCCCUGAAUGACGGGUCGCCACUGAGGUUAUUUUGUAGUUGUAUUUUGUCAUUUACACUAACUUUCAAAAGUUUGGGGUCACUUAGAAAUGUCCUUGUUUUCGGAAGAAAAGUUAUUUUAAUGCUUUUCUUUCGAAAACAAGGACAUUUCUAAGUGACCCCAAACCUUUGAACGGUAGUGUACAUUAGAGUGUCUAGUUUGAGAAACAGACUCCUCACAGGUCCUCAACUGGCAUAUUCAUUAAAUAGUACCCGCAAAACACCAAUCUCAACGUCAACAGUGAAGAGGCGACUCCGGGAUGCUGACCAUCUAGGCAGAGUUGCAAAGUAUGUAAUGUAUUUGUCCUCUUGCUCAGUUGUGCACCGGGGCCUCCCACUCCUCUUUCUAUUCUGGUUAGAGCAAGUUUGCGCUGUUCUGUGAAGGGAGUAGUACACAGCGUUGUACAAGAUCUUCAGUUUCUUGGCAAUUUCUCGCAUGGAAUAGCCUUCAUUUCUCAGAACAAGAAUAGACUGACGAGUUUCAGAAGAAAGUUAUUUGUUUCUGGCCAUUUUGAUCCUGUAAUCGAACCCACAAUUGCUGAUGCUCCAGCACAACAGUUUUCAUCUAACAUAAUUGCAAAAGGGUUUUCUAAUGAUCAAUUAGCCUUUUUAAAAUGAUAAACUUGGAUUAGCAAACACAACUUGCCAUUGGAACACAGGACUGAUGGUUGCUGAUAAUUGGCCUAUGUACGCCUAUGUAGAUAUUCCAUUAAGAAUCAGCCGUUUCCAGAUACAAUAGCCAUUUACAACAUUAACAAUGUCUACACUGUAUUUCUGAUCAAUUUGAUGUUAUUUUAAUGGACAAAAAAAUUCUUUCGAAAACAAGGACAUUUCUAAGUGACCCCAAACUUUUGAACGGUUAUGUGUGUGCGUACACACACACACAGUACCAGUCAAAAGUUUGGACACACCUACUCAUUCCAGGGUUUUUCUUUUCUUUUUACUAUUUUCUACAUUGUAGAAUAAUAGUGAAGACAUCAAAACUAUGAAAUAACACAUAUGGAAUCAUGUAAUAACCAAAAAAGUGUUAAACAAAUCAAAAUAUAUGUUAUAUUUGAGAUUCUUCAAAGUAGCCACCCUUUGCCUUGAUGACAGCUUUGCACACUCUUGGCAUUCUCUCAACCAGCUUCAUGAGGUAGUCACCUGGAAUGCAUUUCAAUUAACAGGUGUGCUUUGUUAAAAGUUAAUUGUGGAAUUUCUUUCCUUAAUGCGUUUGAGCCAAUCAGUUGUGUUGUGACAAGGUAGGGGUGGUAUACAGAAAAUAGCUCCAUUUGGUAAAAGACCAAAUCCUUAUUAUGGCAAGAACAGCUCAAAUAAGCAAAGAGAAACGACAGUCCAUCAUUACUUUAAGACAUGAAUGUCAGUCAAUCCGGAAAAGUCUCAUGAGGACCGCCACAGGAAAGGAGGACCCAGAGUUACCUCUGCUGCAGAGGAUAAGUUCAUUAGAGUUACCAGCCUCAGAAAUUGCAGCCCAAAUAAAUGCUUCACAGAGUUCAAGUAACAGACACAUCUCAACAUCAACUGUUCAGAGGAGACUGCGUGAAUCAGGCCUUUAUGGCCGAAUUGCUGCAAAGUAACCACUACUAAAGGACACCAAUAAGAAGAGACUUGCUUGUGCCAAGAAACACGAGCAUUGGACAUUAGAACGGUGGAAAUCUGUCCUUUUGGUCCGAUGAGUCCAAUUUUGAGAUUUUUGGUUCCAACCGCCGUGUCUUUGUGAGACGCAGCGUAGGUGAACGGAUGAUCUUUGCAUGUGUGGUUCCACCGUGAAGCAUGGAGGAGGAGUUGUGAUGGUGUGGGGGUGCUUUGCUGGUGACACUAUCUGUGAUUUAUUUAGAAUUCAAGUCACACUUAACCAGCAUGGCUACCACAGCAUUCUGCAGCGACACGCCAUCCCAUCUGGUUUGCGCUUAGUGGGACUAUCAUUUGUUUUUCAACAGGACAAUGACCCAACACACCUCCAGGCUGUGUAAGGGCUAUUUGAUCAAGAAGGAGAGUGAUGGAGUGCUGCAUCAGAUGACCUGGCCUCCACAAUCACCCGACCUCAACCCAAUUGAAAUGGUUUGGGAUGAGUUGGACCGCAAAGUGAAGGAAAAGCAGCCAACAAGUGCUCAGCAUAUGUGGGAACUCCUUCAAGACUGUUGGAAAAGCAUUCCAGGCGAAGCUGGUUGAGAGAAUGCCAAGAGUGUGCAAAGCUAUCAUCAAGGCAAAGGGUGUCUAUUUGAAGAAUCUCAAAUAUAAAAUAUAUUUUGAUUCGCUUAACACUUUUUUGAUUACUACAUGAUUCCAUAUGUGUUAUUUCAUAGUUUUGAUGUCUUCACUAUUAUUAUGCAAUGUAAAAAAUAGUAAAAAAAUAAAGAAAAACCGUUGAAUGAGUAGGUAUGUCCAAACAUUUGACUGGUAGUGUAUGUAUGUAUAUGUUGUUGUUUUUUUUUUUGGGGGGGGGGGAUACUGUGUAUUUAUAUAGCAUUAUAUGAUAUAUUGCAUUUGGAAAAGAGACCUAUGUCUCAAUAAAAAAAUAUUUGAUUGCCUGGUUUAAUGGACCAAUGGAAUUAUGGCUGUCCCCAACAACAAAAACAUCUUGGUCGAAAAACGUGUAUUUUUCCCUAUGUGUUUUUAAUAAAAUCAACUAUAUGUCGGCUACUGAGCUUGUCUGAUGCUUUAAGCACACUAUGAUUUUAAAUAAUCAAGACACACAAAUGACUCGAGGGAGCCAGAGAACAAGAGAGCCUAACCAGAAUGGGGGAAAAACGGUUCCCGACCCUCCACCAAUAAAUUGCUGGCCUUUGCAGAUUCUGCCAUUAAGCUCCUGAAGUUGCCGGUAGGCAAUAGGCUCCACCAGGGGUGGAACAGUUUCAUUUCAUUUAUAAUAGUCUUUGUAUCUCAAAAUCAUUAUCAUGUGGUUAAUAACAAUUCUAAAAGUAACUUCUAUUGCCAACUAUGUAUAAAUAGCCUACAUAAAGCCAACAAAUAAAAACAUUGCAGCCUGCAGGUAUAAAAUGUCCUGAUUUUAAACAUUGUAUUAACUAUUAUCUUGGUUGGGGCCUGAAGCUCCCGCUAGCAAACUUGCAACAUUGUAUACAUUUUCUGGGCCCUCAGAGUUUCCCGCACCAUUGAGCUCCGGACAGACAUAGCUGUAGGAUAUUUGCGCAAGGGAUAAGAAGUAAUCAGGUAGUCCUAUUUUUAUGACGUUUCCACCGGAUCAGAGCAUGACGUUUUUAUUUUUUUUUCCUAUCACGCCGAGUGGUUAUCGAAAGAGAGCUGGAAAGAUUUUUCACAUAGGCUAAGUUGAGGAACUAUUGUCAUUCUCAAUGGAUUUUUAAAAACAGACUUUGUUCACUUGCUGUUUGAGGUGAAGAAAAAAUUACUUUGAGAAGCUCCACAGUGGUGGUGAGUUAAGACAAUCAGAAAUACUAUCAGAUCCCCAAAUGGGCACAUUUAUAGGCCUACAUUUGCGCCGCAGGCCAGGUAGCCUAGGCCUACUUCUAUGUAUAAUCAGGUGCGCGUCCUUACUCAACAUUGACAGGAGCGUUACCAACAAAAUACCAAUUAAUGAAUUAAAAACUCGUAAAUGGAAUGAAAUAAACCAAAACUGUAGCCUAGGUUGUGCGGUCUGCAAACAACGUGUCCACUCUGACAAUGACAACAGUAAAAUAAUGUAAUAGUAAUAUAUUGAAUGCAUUAACAUAACAUAAAGCCCUAAAUGGAAUAGUCCCAAAAUUGCAAACCCCACCCAUCUGACACUCCAGGCAGGCUAGAGAACACUCAAAGUAUAGUAUUUGAACACCUUUCUGACACACACACCACACACCACACACACACACACACACUUCUUUCCUUACAGGCCUGAAGGAUAAUCCACAUAAUCAUCUGUGUCCCUGUCCGAUUACGAAAAUCAUAUGUCACAAACGUUUCUAUCAAAUUCUAUCAAUUUGCUUUGUUUAUAACUUCAAGUAGAUUAAAAUUCAACUCUUGACUUGAGGUUCCCCUUGGGGGCAGAGGUGCUCUGAGGGAAGGGGUGCACCUCUCCUGCCAGUGGGUCCCUCUUCCCACUGAUCCCCCUCCAGCCCAGAGAGGACUUCAAGAACAUCCUGCUGUCGUCCAAACCGUUGUGAUAAAAUAAAGUGUUUUUAUUGAAAACUUCAAUGCUGCGGUAUUCUAGUAGGAGUGUAUACAAGUGUAGUAGUCUGAGUGUAGUUAUUUCUGAUUAAAUGUGUUAUCUAACUGCCCCACAAUACAAAGUAAUAAGGUUGAUAUAGUAGUAUAUAAAAGUAAUCAGACCAAUUAUUUUACUACAUUUAACUGACUAUAUUUAAGUAAAACUUGUUAAACUUAAACCACCACAAAAAUGCUUACAUAGAGGUAAAGCAAGUCCCACAAUUUUAUUUCAUUUAAAAUGACCAUCUUAUUUUCGCAGAAGAGUACCCUCGACGUAGGCAUAAUUUGGCUUAAUUGUCUGCAAUUAAACGUGUUAACUAAAUCAUCAUAGUUGACAGGAUACAUUUACAGUCUAAACAGUCUAAUUUUAUUUCAGUUGUAAUGUCACAUUCUUCCACUUUAUUUUUAUUUUUAUAUUUUGUUCCUGAUAGGAUGUUUCAUCAUUGGGGCGGGAGUAGUGGCCAUUUACCAUGCCAUUUCUGCUGUCUAGUAUUAAGGCGGCUUGACAUCGUAACAGCGUCAGAUCAGCUUGUCUACUAGUUUUAGUCCGCUGUUUUUUUCGUUGCAACCAGGGUUAUUUUAGCUCGGAGCGCCGCGUAAUCUCCCAUUAGUAGCGUGUUAAGAAAUACAGCGGUAACCUGCAGGUAAGACGCAGGUUCCGCGUCUUUGUUGCAAUCAGGCCAGUGUUCCUGUUUGAAUCAGGUUAAGGUUGAGUUUAUCAAUGACAGGGUUAGCUUUUGUUAUUGGAAAAGUCCAGAUAGUCCCUCCCUGGUUCAGUCUGUUUGCUUCCGUUUCCUUUUGAGUAUCUUGGCAUAGUAAUAAUGAAUUUAUGGUUAUGCAAACACAACUUUGAGACAGAGCCCUGCAGGUGGAAGUGUUUUUUACUACAGGACAACCUGUCUGUACCAGUUUCUACACUAUGACCCUUUUUGACCUUUUUUAAAAAUAGUAACACACAUAGACUUAUCUCAGGCUUUUCAAUCUAUGAAUGAACUGAUAUCACCUUGUUCAUGUAAUAUUUACUCCCUCUGUCUCUGAAGUAACAUUUUGACCUGUUGAUCAACUACAUUGCCAAUGCCAACACAGUUGUUAGUCGUUACAGAAAUGCAUGCCAAUCACGGAUAACAAUAUAAUUAGUGGAAAUAUGGCGUCAAUAGCAAGUCGCAUGAUUUUAAAGGGGGAACAUUGAAAAUGUUUGGUAUUUUAAGAAUUAAUUGAAUCGAUAUGACAAGUUAAUUCGAUGUAUUGACUACAGAUUUGGGUAUGUUGCAUCGGUCUUAUCUGUUAAAUCCAUUCCUUUUGUUUUUGUCUUCAUAGGUGAACGGAGGGAUCGAGAAGCGGCUCGAUAAGGAGGUUCUACACUAUGACUACCACGCCUCAUUCUUCGACAUAUUUGUAAGUCCAGGAUGCUAUCUCUAUGCUCAGUCAGAGUACAGUGCUCAUUUGUUAUCCAGAUCAGGCAGAAAUGAUGAUGUAAAUUGCGACUGAAUCUCUCUCUAACACAGCUCCUGGCUGUGUUACGGUUUGCAGCCCUAAUCUUGGCCUAUGCAGUGUGUAAACUGCGUCACUGGUGGGCCAUAGCGGUAGGUGAACCGUCCUAUGCCUCAAACACAUUUUCACAUUUGCUACACUAGAGGGCGCUGUUGCUCUUCUAGUAACAAGUCCUGGCUAGGUCCUGUGUUACGUAUUCAUUGUGCCUGUUUUCAGUCGAGCAAUGAAUCGAAUAGACAGUAAUUGCAUGGCAACACAUUUCCUGUUAGUCUUUCAUUAGUCCACUUAUGAUGCUGUGCCAUAUUUUAUUUUCAUGAUUUCAUUUUUACGGAUGUAAUAAUGUAUUUAAUGCCAACUACAAAAAGUAAUUGUUUACUGAUCCAUGUCUUUCCAUCACAGAUAACCACAGCAACCACAAGUGCUUUCCUGAUCGCAAAAGUCAUUUUAUCAAAGGUAUGCUUUUAUUACAGUAGAUCUGACAUAAUUUUAACAGGAAAAAUGAAAAUGGAUUUCAUCAUUUGAAUACAAUAGGAGAGAUAUGCAUUACGUCUUCUCUCUGACAUAUUUGAAGGAUGGUAAGAUGUUUAGAUUUUUCAUGUUUUAAUUGAGAAUCGAAUAAUGUAAGCAUUGCUGUAGGACCUGGUGUUGGUGCAUGUCAGUGUUUUUGUCAGUAUGCAAGUAACAAAUAUGUUUGCUUAUGUGUUUUUUGGUAUAUGAACUAAGAGCAAGUCAGUUUGAAAUGUAAUAGUUUUUUUGUGUUUGUCUGCGUGUUCCAGCUCCUUUCCCAGGGGGCCUUUGGGUACCUGCUGCCCAUCAUCUCUUUCAUCCUGGUCUGGAUAGAGACGUGGCUACUAGACUUUAAGGUCCUACCUCAGGAGGCUGACGAUGAGAACAGUGAGUAUGAGAAACUCUCCCGUCGCACUCCUAUGGUGCGUCCCAAUAAUAUCUCCUUUCUCCUGAAGUGUACACCCCUUCACCACUUCCCACAAAUCUAAAAGCAUUGGAUUGGUGGAGGCAUGGGCUACAGGGAGUCUUCACCAUGUUUAUGAACAGUCAUUUCCUUUCAAAUCAGGAAAUGAAAGGGAAGUGAACAAGUACACACUUUGGGAGGAAUAGAGAUAAUUGGGACGUAGCCCUAGACAAUCUUCUAAAUUGACUUUAUUGAUUCACGCUCACAGUUUACAGAAACUGAAGAAAUACAGAAUUUACAUCAUAAAAAUGUAAUAUAAAAACACAUGUAGAACACAUGGGUUACAUAUCCUUUUGUCUUGAUUGGAGUCAUUGUAUUGUUAAAAGAUCAUUUAAAAAAAAACAUUUAAGAGCUCAAAUUAUUGUAGUGGGUCUCUUUUGACAAACAAACUUGCAAUUCUGCUGUUUUCCUUCACUGCAUUCAGCGAAACAUGACCGCAUCUGUAUAUGCAGUGCAUUCGGAAAAUAUUCAGACCCCUUCACUUUUUCCACAUUCUGUUACGUUACAGCCUUAUUCUAAAAUGGAUUAAAUAAAACAUGUUGUCAUCAAUCUACACAAAAUACCCCAUAACGACAAAGCGAAAACAGGUUUUUAGAAAUUGUAGCAAAUUAAUAAAAAAAACUAAAACACAAAUACCUUAUUUACAUAAGUAUUCAGACAUUUUGCUAUGAGACUCGAAAUUGAGCUCAGGUGCAUCCUGUUUCCAUUGAUCAUCCUUGAGAUAUUUCUACAACUUGAUUGGAGUCCACCUGUGGUAAAUUCAAUUGAUUGGACAUGAUUUGGAAAGGCACACACCUGCCUAUAUAAGGUCCCACAGUUGACAGUGCAUGUCAGAGCAAAAAACAAGCCAUGAGGUUGAAGGAAUUGGCCGUAGAGCUCCAAGACAGGAGUGUCGAGGCACAGAUCUGGGGAAGGGUACCAAAACAUUUCUGCUGCAUUGAAGGUCCCCAAGAACACAGAGGCCUCCAUCAUUCUUAAAUGGAAGAAGUUUGGAACCACCAAGACUCUUCCUAGAGCUGGCCGCCCAGCCAAACUGAGCAAUCGGGGGAGAAGGGCCUUGGUCAGGGAGGUGACCAAGAUCCCGAUGGUCACUCUGACAGAGCUUCACAGUUCCUCUGUGGAGAUGGGAGAACCUUCCAGAAGGACAACCAUCUCUGCAGAACUCCACCAAUCAGGCCUUUAUGGUAGAGUGGCCAGACGGAAGCCACUCCUCAGUAAAAGGCACAUGACAGCCCGCUUGUAGUUUGCCAAAAGGUACUUAAAGGAUGCAGACCAUGAGAAACAAGAUUCUCUGGUCUGAUGAAACCAAGAUUGCCUGAAUGCCAAGCGUCACGUCUGGAGGAAACCUGGCACCAUCCCUACGGUGAAGCAUGGUGGUGGCAGCAUCAUGCUAUGGGGAUGUUUUUCAGCGGCAGGAACUGGGAGACUAGUCAGGAUCGAGGGAAAGAUGAACGGAGCAAAGUACAGAGAGAUCCUUGAUGAAAACCUCCUCCAGGGCACUCAGGACCUCAGACUGGGAUGAAGGUUCACCUUCCAACAGGACAACAACCCUAAGCACACAGCCAAGACAACGCAGGAGUGGCUUCUGGUCAAGUCUCUGAAUGUUCUUGAGUGACCCAGCCAGAGCCCGGACUUGAACCCGAUCAAACAUCUCUGGAGAGACGAUCUGCAGAGGAGAAUGGGAGAAACUCCCCAAAUGCAGGUGUGCCAAGCUUGUAGCAUCAUACCCAAGAAGACUCAAGGCUGUAAUCGCUGCCAAAGGUGCUUCAACAAAUUACUGAGUAAAGGGUCUGAAUACUUAUGUAAAUGUCUUUUUUCAGUUUUAAAUGUUUAACAAAUUUGCACAAAAUAAUUUGUCGUUAUGGGGUAUUGUGUGUAGAUUGAUGAGGGGGGAAAAAAAACAAUUUAAUCAAUUUUAGAAUAAGGCUGUAACGUAACAAAAUUUUGAAAAAGUCAAGAGGUCUGAAUACUUUCCGAAUACUUCAGAAAGUAUUCAUACCCCUUGACUUAUUCCAUAUUUUGUGUUGCAGCCUGAAUUCAACAUGGAUCAAGUUGUUUGUUUUUCUCACCCAUCUACACACAAUACCCCAUAACGACAAAGUGAAAACAUGUUUUUAGAAAUGGUAGCAAAUUUAUUGAAAAUGAAAUGCAGAAAUAUCUAAUUUACAUAAGCAUUCACACCCCUGAGUCAAUACAUUUUAGAAUCACCUUUGGCAGGGAUUACAGCUGUGAGUCUUUCUGGGUAAUUACUUGAUAGCCAUUUUCAAGUCUUGCCAUAGAUUUUCAAGCCGGUUUUAAGUCAAAACUGUAACUAGGCCAAUCGGGAACAUUCAAUGUCGUCUUGGUAAGUAACUCCUGUGUAUAUUUGGCUUUGUGUUUUGUCCUGCUGAAAGGUGUAUUUGUCUGUUGGAAAGCAGACUGAACCAGAUUUUCCUCUAGGAUUCUGCCUGUGCGUAGCUCUAUUCCGUUAAUGUUUACUCCUGAACUUAUUUAGGCUUGCCAUAACAAAGGGAUUGAAUACUUAUCGGCUCAAGACAUUUCAACUUUUCAUUUUUAAUUCCUUUGUAAAAAUGUCGAAAAACAUAAUUCCACUUUGACAUUAUGGGUGUAUUGUGUGUAGGCCAGUGACACAACAUCUCCAUUUUAAAUAAAAGUCAAGCGGUGUGAAUACUUUCUGAAGGCACUGUACAAGUGAUACUAUGUUGUUACAGUGACACUUAUGUGUCAUCAUUGUGUUUUCAUCCCAUCAGGAUUUCUUUCUAUAAUGGACGCCCCUGAAAGGGCCCCCUUCAUGCACCCAGGACCACUUUCAGAUGGGCAGUUCUACUCCCCGCCCGAGUCUGUGGCAGGUGAAAGCCCAAACAGAUGUUCCUUUGUGUGGGAAUCUAAGGUUUAAACUGACAUUUUACGGGCCUGUAUGUGGCGAAUGUUGUAGCUAUUUAAGCUGUGUUUAAUCUCUUUGUGGGAUUCACAGUGUAUAAGUAUCUUUUAAACAACAUCAACGAGCAAUUUCGUUUUGGCACCAACGACUGGUAUGACAAAUAUUAGAGAAGCUCUCUGGCAACCAAGACAGUAGAGCCGUAUGAAGUGUCAUCAGAAUAAUAUCUCGUAUCUGUAUACUCUGAAACAAUAUCACCAUGCAGUGACACGUGUCAUUUUCAAAUCCAUUUAUUGCACAGCUUAUUUAAACUAUUUCCUGUGUCUGUGUGUGUUUUGGUAUUUUCUUAAUCUAUUCAAUUUUUUUGUGCUUGCUCCGUUUGUAGAUUCGGAUGAGGAGCUGCUGGAUGACAAAUGCGACCCGGAGAAGGCUCUUAUUUAGCAGGUAGCUAUACUGUCUGUACCACUCAAACUAAUGAGGCAAACUAAUUAGGCGUCUUGAAGGUAACUGAAUAAAAUCGAUGGUCUUUUGGUGUCUAGAAUAGUGCAUAUAAUAGGUAGGAUUUAUUUAGAGUGUUAUAAAUAAGUGCUUCUAACACUCCAGCGUUAUGGAUGUUACAUUUGCACGCAAAAUCACAACUUUGUGUCUAUAGUACCAUUUUAGGGCAUUGGUAUUCAAACUUUUUCAGCGGGGACCCCACCCCAGAUCUAAUGACACUACCUUAAAAUCUGUACAUUUUCUCAAUAAAAUUGUAUUUAGUUAAUUAUCUUUCUCAAAUCUGUACUCAAUUAUUUUAGUUCCUAAAUUAUUAUUAUUGGAUUUUUUUGGGGCGACCCAACUGCAGUUCCCCCACACCCCGACUUUGACUACCACUGCCUUAAGGCGUCUGCAUGCUUCCCAGCCGAAACAGUUCGGAAGAGUUCGUGCAUAUAUUAUGAUUACAUUUUGUGACGUUUUUGUUCGUUUUGUACUUCGGUAAGGUUUUUUUAGGCUGUUUGGGCACACACAUUUUUUUCUCAAGGCCAGCCGAAGUUCGGGAGCCGACGUGUACGCCCCUUCGUCCGAGCUUUGUCAGUGGUAGGGAUUCUUCAAUAAAGUCUUUGUCAUUCAACGAGAGAUGGCUUGUUUUCAUGCACAUUUUUUCAUUGAGAAAUACUGCACCAAACAUCUUAGAUGUAGAAUUGCACGACUACGAUCUCAUUGGUAAAAACUUAAAAAUUAAUGACAGAUUUCUUGAGUUAUCAACUGGUUAUGGCGUCUUGAAAUUGACAAAUAGUACUAUUUGCAGCUUUUAUUCGCCUUUUUCAAGAGAAGGUAUUUUAAGGGAGUAUGCGAGCACACUCGUCCGGUUCGCCUAGCAGACUUUGGCUGGCCACCAGCCGAACUGAAGCAUGCUGACGCCUUUAGGGGGAGUGUAUACCCAAAAAAGCAAACUUCUAAAAUAUUUGUAUGUUGGAGAAAUAAAGCAAAUGAGAAGCAUUAUGGAUGUUACAUGAAAUAGACAAGCUUUUUGGGGAGACUGAACAUAUAAGCAAAAGUCUGUGCGUUGCUAAGUCUUAGGUCAAAACAUGGAUAGCCAUUCUCAAAGAAUUCAAAAACGAUAAUAUAGAAAUAUUGCUAUUUCCAUUAUUACGUUAGAGAGCAAAAACGACCAUUAUGGAUGUUAGUCUGAAAUCAUAAAAUCUAUCAUAACGCAUUUGUCAUUUGCAAUGUUUUUAAAAAGACAGCAUUAGGCAUAGUACCUGCAUAAUUAUUUAUUAUAUUAUUUAUAAUUACAGUUAGCCUGAAUAAUACACACAGCGAGACUCCACACCACAUAGGUUAUUUUUCUCUCUCUUUAUAAAUAUCUAAAUGACCCUUUACCAGUUGAUUGUAGACCCAAAGAUAAGCGUUUUUUUUGUAUGAAAUAUUGUAACAAUAUGCAAAUGAGGCAUGUGCCUAUACUGCCAAUCCAUUUUUCUGGACACUGGAUGAAAUCAGUAUAUUUUGGGGGGCUUUCAUUUGAAAAAGACACUCCAGGACUAUUCACAGUUAGUUGAUAAGCACUCUUCUCAUCUUUCUAUCUAAAAACAUUGUACUGCCAUGUAUGAGAAAUCAAUUUCAGCAUAUAGUUUCCAAGAUAAUCUUAGCUAGAACACAUCAUUUUCAAGAUAUCAACAAUUGCGUCAGUAAAAGUAUGAAGAAUAUAUCUUGGAACAAGCACACAAAAUGUGGUGAAUGCACAAGCUUCUGAAGCUAAGAUAUGAUGCAUCAAUAUCCAUCACAUCCACAACCGUUAUGGAUCUCAUAACGCUGAAAAUGGAUACUAAAAUUGAAAAGAGAGAAACUAAUUACAGACCAUAUGAAACAUUGAUGAAUGAAAGUUAGCUUUACAGAGGAAGUUUCAAGAUCAGAUGUAAGGUGCAUGUUUUACAAAAACUUUUCCUAAAAAACGUUAUGUUACAUUGCCUGUAAAAUCCCCAUCAAAAUCCGCCAAUUUAAGAUAGAUGUUUUUUAUUAUUAUUAUUUGUUUUGCUCUACGACCCCCACACGUGUCAGGGGACUUGUCUGAAGUCUGUUUGUAGCGUCCGAACCUUCUCUUUCCAUGACAUACACUGACCAGGUGAAUCCAGGUGAAAGCUAUGAUCCCUUAUUGAUGUCACCUGUUAAAUCCACUUCAAUCAGUGUAGAUGAAGGAGAGGAGAUGGGUUAAAGAAAGAUUUUUAAGCCUUGAGACAAUUGAGACAUGGAUUGUGUAUGUGUGCCAAUCAGAGGGUGUAUGGGCAAGACAAAAUAUUUAAGUGCCUUUGAACGGGGGGUAUGGUAGUAGGUGCCAGGCGCACCGGUUUGAGUGUCAACUGCAACGCUGCUGGAGUUUUGACGCUCAACAGUUUCCCGUGUGUAUCAAGAAUGGUCCACCACCCAAAGGACAUCCAGCCAACUUGACACAACUGUGGGAAGCAUUGGAGUCAAUAGGGCCUGCAUCCCUGUGGAACACUUUCGACACCUUGUAGUCCAUGCCCUGACAAAUUGAGGCUGUUCUGAGGGCAAAGGCGGGGGUGCAACUCAGUAUUAGGAAGGUGUUCCUAAUGUUUUGUACACUCAGUGUAAAUUGUAUGCGCAAAGAAAUUGGGAAAUUAUAUUAUUUUAUACCACAGUUGCUCAGAGAAAGAGAUUGUGUUUAACAAGUAAUAAAACAAAAUCUCAAAAAGGUAAAGGUCAAAAUGAUUGCCACCCCAGUUUUCAAUACUCCGGCACCUUCCCCUUGUGAGGAUAUUGGAACUGAUCCUUUUUCUAAAAUGUUUUAUGAGAUUGGAAAACAAAUUAGGAGGGAUCUUAGACCAUUCCUCCAUACAUAAUCUUUCCAGAUCAUUGAUACUUCGUCUGCACUUAUGGACUGCCCUUUUCAAUCAAACCACAGGUUUUCAAUGGGGUUCAAGUCCAGAGAUUGAUAUGGCCAUUGCAAAAUGUUGAUUUUGUGGUCAGUUAACCAUUUCUUUGUGGAUUUUGAUGUGUGCUUGGGGUAAUUCUUUUUGCUGGAAGAUCCACUUGCGGCCAAAUUUCAGCCUCCUGGCAGAGGCAACCAGGUUUUUGGCUAAAAUGUCCUGGUACUGGGUAAAGUUCAUUUUGUCGUUGACCUUAACAAGGGGCCCAGGACCAGUGGAAGCAAAGUAGCCCCAUAACAUCAAAGGUCCACCACCAUAUUUUACAGUAGGUAUGAGGUACUUUUCUGCAUAUGUAUUCUUCUUUCGACGUCAAACCCGCCACUGGUGUGUGUGGCCAAAGAGCUCUAUUUUCAUGUCAUCUGACCAUAUCACCGGUUCCAAUCCAAGUGCCAGUGCCGUUUAGCAAACUCCAGGUGUUUACGUUUGUUGGAUGACAUGAACAUUUAGCUCUUUGGCUAUGCACACCAGUGGUGGGUUUGGUGUUGAAAGAAGGAUACAUAUGCAGAAAAGUACCUCAUACUUACUGUAAAAUAUGGUGGUGGAUCUUUGAUGUUAUAGGGCUAUUUUGCUUCCACUGGUUAAGGUUAACGGCGUAAUAAACUUUACCCAGUACUAGGAUAUUUUAGCCAAAAACCUGGUUGCCUCUGCCAGGAGGCUGAAACUUGGCCACAAGUGGAUCUUGCGGCCAAGUUUCGUAUACAAUAAUAUAAUUUAAUAUAGCAAUAUAGUAUACAAUAUAGCUCAGUAUUUGUAUUAUUUAUUUUAUUUUUUUGCAAAUCUUUAUCAAGGGUGCCAAGAAUUUAGGAUCUGACUGUAUAGGUGUGAAAAACACCCCCCACCUUUUGCCCUCAGAACAGCCUCAAUUCGUCGGGGCAUGGACUCUACAAGGUGUCAAACGUUCUACUGGGAUGCUGGCCCAUGUUACCUCCAAUAUUUCCCGCGGUUGUCAAGUUGGCUGAAUGUCCUUUGGGUAGUGAACCAACCUUGGGGGAAACUGUUGAGCGUGAAAAACCCAGCAGUGUUGCAGUUCUAGACUCAAACCGGUGGGCCUGGCACCUACUACCAUACUCUGUUCAAAGGCACUUAAAUCUUUUGUCUUGCCCAUUCACCUUCUGAAUGGCACACAUACACAAUCCAUGUCUCAAUUGUCUCCAAGGCUUAAAAAUCAUUCUUUAACCUGUAUCUUCAUCUACACUAAUCAAAGUGGAUUUAACAAGUGACAUCAAUAAGGGAUCAUAGCUUUCACCUGGAUUCACCUGGUCAGUCAGUCAUGGAAAGAGCAGGUGUUCCUCAUGUGUAUAUACACUCAGUGGCCAGUUUAUUAAGUACACCACCCCGUUCACAAAAAUUGUUUGCUCCUACGGACAGUGAGUCACGUGCUAUAUAAAGCAGGCAGACUGGCAUCGAGGCAUUCAGUUACUGUUCGAUUGAAUGUUAGAAUGGGCAAAAUGAGUACCUAAGCGACUUUGAAUGUGGUAUCAUCGUCGGUGUCAAGCGCGCUGGUUCCAGUAUCUCAAAAACGUCCGGCCUCCUGGGCCUUUCACGCACGAUGGGUUUACCGAGAAGGGUGCGACAAACAAAAAACAUCCAGUCAGCGGCAGCCCUGUGGGCAAAAACAGCUCGUUGAUGAGAGGUCGAAGGAGAAUUGCAAGAAUCUUGCAAGCUAACAGGCAGGCCACAAACGGGCAAAUAACGGUGGUGUGUAGAUUGGCAUCUCGGAACGCACAACUCGUCGGUCCUUGUCACGGAUGGGCUAUUGCAGCAGACAACCACAACAGGUUCCACUCCUAUCAGCUAAAAACAAGAAGCGGCUCCAGUGGGCAUGCGAACACCAACACUGGACAAUUGCCUGGUCUGACAAAUCCCGGUUCCUGAUGCUUCAUGCUGAGUCAGGAUUUGGCAUAAGCAGCAUGAGUCCAUGGCCCCAUUAAGCCUGGUGUCAACGGUACAGGCUGGUGACGGUGGUAUAAUGGUGUGGGGAAUGUUUUCCUGGCACAUGUUAGGUCCCUUGAUACCAAUUGAGCAACGUUUCCAUGCCCUGAAGAAUUCAGGCUGUUCUGGAGACAAAGGGUGGUCCGACCCGGUACUAGAUAGGUGUACCUAAUAAACUGGCCCCUUAGUGUAUGUGUAAAUAUAUAAGCCGAAUGAUAAUGUUGACAUGAAAAUACUUCCAUAAUACUGUAUUUUUAGGACAGUAUUUCUGGUUUGAUGUAGGUCAUAAUAGAAUUGCUGUUUUGCUUGCUUAUAACAUGCUUUGUUUUUUUUGUUUUUGAGAAGUACCAGUGGGAGGUGAAUCACGUUUGAAGAUUCACAACUUUGAGUGACUGCAUCCAAAGUUACCCAAGUGCUCACAGCUGCUGCCCCAUCUAACCAUGGGGGAAGACAGCCUUACAACCACUGCAUGUUCUAUAUCCCUCCACUGAGAGAUCUUUAUUCCUAAGCCAAUCACCCUCUACACACCUGCUUCAUAUCCCUUCGCCUCUUCACUCAAGCUUCCAAACAGUUGUUUUUAAAGAACUGAGUACAUACUGUUAGUUUUUUUUGUUGCCAGAUAUAAACAAGAUCCUGAUGUGCUUAUUCUUGUGUCUCUUGCUGAUAUGUUUAGAAGCUCCGUGGCUCCAAAAUCAGUUCAGAAUUUGACUGAGAAGUCAGCAUGUGCAGUGUGUGCCAAUUUCAAGUGUGAACACUGGGCUGUUGAGCCCUAAAGAUGGCACUUGAAUAUAAAUAGAUUGCUUAAUAUCAAUAGAACAUAUGUUCAGAGUAAACUCCUUUAGACCGCUGUCAAGGGGGGAAAAUAGAAUAGACUACAUAACCAACACAGCUGUGCCUGCAUAUGUAAAAACUUCAGUCCGUAAUCUAAAUAUGUCCGAAUGCAUGACUUUGGGAACUCAAUGAAUGGGAAUGGAACAAAUUGUAUACAGUAUACUUUUUAAUCACUGGAAAGUGUUAUACCGUUUUGUUUUCUAAACUGACAUUUUGGAAGGAUAAGGGCAUUGUUAGCCCGGAAACUUCUUAGUAAACUUUCCACUUGGCUUUGCAAAAUGUAUCAAUAUACAAAUAAAAAAUGUCAGAAUAAAUUUUCCAUGAAUUCAUAUUAGAGUUCAACACUGCUAUCUUUCACACCACCUGGACGUUUCAUACUUUAAUCAAAAUGUCUGCAAUCAUUCACAUCUGCAUGUUAUGUUUUCAAGUGAACCGUCCGAGAGCUUUUUAUGCAGAAGCAGACUAAUGGAGGUGGUGCUCUUACCAUUGUGAAUGCAGUUCCACACAUGGGAAUACGCAAACAAAUAGCUAACAGAGGGAACCGUUUCAUGUAGUGGUUAACUAACAGGAGUUGUGUUAGCAUGAAUUAAUAUAACUCCCACCAUUUCUAUUCACCAUGACAGGACUAUGAAAAUGGCAAUAAAAUAUGUCAAAAACAUGUUUCCUCAGACUAUCACAAUCACGGAUCCCAGUUGUGUGUACAUGUCACCAUGGAAAUAACAUAGGUUGGAUGUAGAUUUUACAUUGAAAUGUAUCUUUGAUAACCUUUGUUAUUAGGUUCACCUCUGAAAAUGUACUUGUGUUGGCAUGUAAUGCUCUUAACUUGCAUUCAUAAUUAGUGUAUGCUGAUUCAUGGACCUGUAAUCAAGAAUUUCAAUGCGAUCAGCGGUAGAUCCGCGUAAUAGUGCGCUUAACAUUUAAAAGUAAUUUCCGAUUGAGCCGAAAUACAGUUUACAGCACUUACCGUGAAUGCAGUUUCCGUGAACACGGGAACAUUGGCUUUUUAUAAAAGGUGCAUGCUGUAGCCGACAAUGCGCAAUCGGAUUGAAUCCCGGCCCUA
Molecule: messenger RNA, 29255 nt
Organism: Coregonus sp. 'balchen'
Lineage: Eukaryota; Metazoa; Chordata; Actinopteri; Salmoniformes; Salmonidae
Source: the annotation of a GenBank genome assembly